Molecule: messenger RNA, 6617 nt
Organism: Pangasianodon hypophthalmus (striped catfish)
Lineage: Eukaryota; Metazoa; Chordata; Actinopteri; Siluriformes; Pangasiidae
Gene: eif2ak3
Product: eukaryotic translation initiation factor 2-alpha kinase 3
Exons: 17
Coding region: 222-3461 (1079 amino acids)
Biological process (GO): protein phosphorylation
Molecular function (GO): ATP binding; protein binding; protein kinase activity
Source: RefSeq, a predicted model, not a curated record
GGCACCGCCGACUGCAGGUAGAACGCCAAUAACAUGGUGCCUCGGCGACUUGUCUGUUUACGCCAAGAAACGGGAACGGAGAGUUGCUGUAAAACGUUUAAAUUUGUUUGUUUUGUUUUGUAAGCCGCACACAACGCUAUUUUAGAGUUGUUUUUUUUUUAUAUUUGAUUUCACAUUUUCGGUUAUGGGAUUGCUUGUGUACUGAUGUGUCACUUGUCCCAAUGGAAAGGGGGCUUCGCUUUGGCAACGUGGGCAUAUCCCUUGUGCUGUUGUUGAUGUUGAGAGCUGUGAGUGUGAGGACUGUGCAGUUUAACUCUCUGUCCCGGACAGAGCCGGAGACCGCGGACACGGUGAUGGAGCGCGGGCUGGAGAGCAGCAUCGCGGACGCUACGGUGGAGGACGACGAGAGCAGCUCGGCUGGAGACAGUGAGGAGCCUGGCGGAGACAACGACACAAACUUCCACCAGCACGGCAGAAGCUUGGUGAUCAUCAGCACUCUGGAUGGGCGGAUUGCGGCUCUGGAUCCUCUGAAUCAAGGGCGCAAGCAGUGGGACUUGGACGUGGGCUCUGGCUGCCUGCUGUCCUCCAGCCUCAGCAAACCAGAGGUGUUUGGGAAUAAGAUGUUCAUCCCAUCUCUGGAUGGAGCUUUGUUUCAGUGGAACAGGGACAGGGAGAGCAUGGAGGCUGUCCCUUUUAGUGUGGAGUCCCUGCUCGACUCUUCUUACCGUGUUGGAGAGGACACCGUGCUGGUGGGAGGAAAAUCACUCACCACCUACGGCCUGGGAAUCUACAGUGGCAAGCUGAAGUAUAUCUGUUCGACCGUGGGCUGCAGUCAUUGGGGAGAGGAGGAGACCGAGUCAGAGGACAUGCUGUUACUGCAGAGAACACAGAAAACCGUCAGAGCUGUGACCCCUCGCAGUGGCUUUGAGAAGUGGAACUUCAGUGUGGGAAACUUUCAGCUGAAGUUUGUUCCAGAGACCGAUACACAGCUCAGCUUUUUGGAAGGGGAGACGGCCAAUAAGGAGGCGUGGCAUGAACUGCAACGUGACGGGCCACGUGUGAUCCUGGAGGAAGCAGAAGCACACAGUCAAAACCAUGCUAACGCACAUGUACAGACAGAAGGCCUAGACCUGGUGAUCAAAGUGUCUAUUCCAGACUGGAAAGUUAUGGCAUUUAGCAGUGGACCAGGAGGACAGCUCAUCUGGGAGCAUCAGUUCUGCACGCCCAUUGCCUCAGCCUGGUUGGUGGGAGGGGGAAAGGUGACCCCUAUCAGUCUCUUUGAUGACACCUCUUACACCGUCCAGCCAGAGAGUGAGAUUCGGGAGGAGGACGAUGACCUCAUGGAGGAGGCGCGUGGAGCCACGGAGUCGAGCAUUUAUCUAGGGAUGUUUCAAGGUCAGUUGUAUUUACAGUCUUCGGUUCGAAUGACCGAGAAAUUUCCAUCUAAGCCCAAAGCCCUGGACGGCCACCACUCUAGCAGAGACAUCAUUCCUCUUCCCACUGUCAAAUGGAAGCCUCUCAUCCACUCUCCUUCUCGCACUCCGGCACUCGUGGGGACAGAGGAGUUCGAUAAAUGUUUGAACAACGACAAAUUUUCCUAUGAGGAGUACAGCAAUGGUGCUCUAUCUAUACUGCAAUAUCCACAUGAUAAUGGAUAUUACUUCCCAUACGGUACACGGUACCGUGGUCGGCGAGAGGUGACGGCAGUGAGUGUAUUGCGUACAAGUGAGGCUGGAGGGAUGAGGAGGAAGGACCCAGUGCUUCUUCUGCCGUGGUGGAAGGAGAUCUUGGGCACCAUAAUCUUUUGCAUUGCCGCUACCACAUACAUCGUUCGCAAGUUCUUCCACCCACACGCAGCGUACAUACGGCAGCGGAAGGAGUCUGAGACACAGUGUCAGACAGACACCAAGUUUGAGAUGGAAGCCAGUGAACCCAGGGAGGCAGUAACAGAGACUCGGCCCAGUGAAUAUGUGUCCAGGUACCUGACAGACUUUGAACCAGUGCAGUGUUUAGGGCGAGGUGGCUUUGGAGUUGUGUUUGAGGCACGGAACAAAGUAGACGACUGCAAUUAUGCCAUCAAGAGGAUCCGCUUACCCAACAGGGAGGUGGCCCGUGAAAAGGUGAUGCGGGAAGUAAAGGCCUUAGCUAAACUGGAGCACCCAGGUAUCAUCCGUUACUUCAACGCGUGGCAGGAGAGCCCACCUCAGGGCUGGCAGGAGGAAAUGGAUCGACGCUGGCCUAAAGAUGCCAGUGCUACUGAUUGGCUGCUCAGCAGUCCUGACCACAUGGAGGCUUUCUCUGUGAAGGUGCCAGUCUCCACUCCCUCUCCUCUGGAUCUGCGGUCUGAGUGUGUGGCUGGUGGCGAUGUAGGUGUGCUCGCUCAGGAUCAUGUGUGCGUGGAUGGCUUGGGCCUGGACAGCAUGAUGUCGGAUCAGGACAGCCAUGCCGAUGUUGACCCUGACCUGGAACUCUCGGGAUCGCCACAUUCUUUUGAGCUCUGUCCUCCCCGCACAGUGACCCAUAACGACUGCACCUCUUCUUCCUUUGACAUCGUUUUUGAAGACUCUGGUUGUGAUCAGCACGACAAUGAUGCCGAGCUCAGCAAUUGUACAUCGGUUCAGACGAAAAGCCCCUCUCACACGGGUUCCAGAUCUCACCACACUGCUUCCUCAGGCCCGUUCACUUACUCUCCUCCUCGGCCAUCGUCUCUGAAGCUGCCACCACAAGCCCCUACUCCUGCUCCACGGCUGGCCCUGACUCCCAAAGUCUACCUGUACAUCCAGAUGCAGCUGUGCAGGAAGGAGAACCUGAAGGACUGGAUGGCACAGCGCUCUCAGCCUGAGCUCAGAGAGCACUCGCAGUGUCUCGCCAUCUUUUUGCAGAUCGCAGAGGCUGUCGACUUCAUCCACAGCAAGGGACUCAUGCACCGAGACCUGAAGCCCUCUAAUAUCUUCUUCACGCUGGAUGAUGUAGUGAAAGUUGGAGACUUUGGGCUGGUGACCGCUAUGGAUCAGGAAGAAGACGAUGAUGAAGAAAUAAACACCCUCACCCCUAUGCCAGCUUACGCUCGCCACACUGGCCAAGUGGGCACUAAACUCUACAUGAGCCCAGAACAGUUUUCAGGGAACUCGUACUCUCAUAAAGUGGAUAUUUACUCUUUGGGGUUGAUCCUGUUUGAGCUGCUCUGCCCAUUCCGCACACAGAUGGAGAGACUCAGAACUCUCACCGAGGUCCGGGAGCUGCAGUUUCCAAUGUCCUUCUGUAAAAACAAUGUUCUGGAGGCUCAGAUGGUGCGCUCUAUGCUCUCUCGCGUUCCUGCCGAGCGACCCGAAGCAUCCGAGAUCACAGAGACGCCACUGUUUCAGGAGCUUGAGGUGCCCUGCAGAAUCAGACAGCGCUCGCGAACAUACAGCGCCUCAUCCACAGGCCGACCAUCGCGACAGAUAUCCAGCUCCAGUUAAAACACAGACACGCCUACUGAGCUCUCUCUGACCCUCUCUCAGCACCUCAGUUGGAAGUGAACCGAUUUUCUGAGGAGUGUCCUCACAAUUUAAGCACACGCUAUAAUCUCAGUCUUUAUCGCUAGAAAACAGGAGGCAUUUUAGCUUCUCAGUCAUUCCAUCUCAAGCACAAACCCACACACAGUCGCCUACACACAAUGUCUCUGCCUCUCACCUCACCUGCCUCACUGCAUUGGCUUUUCCUUACUGUCAAGGUCAGCCUCAUGGCCUUCUCCCAUCCUUUACAAGUUAAGAAAGUUGAAGACAUUCACUCAGGAGAGAAGAUGCUAACCAAACUGCUUGACUCCUCGCAGAUCAGCUCAGAUUCUGAAGCUCCAUGAUGGACGCGUCAUCAUCUUUACCUCAGUUGCUCUUCCAUACCGCGCACACUCUCAUGGAUUUGUUGUUGUGGAAAUGGAACAUUAUACAGUGCUGAAUGAAGGAAAGUUGAUUAAUGAGCUGCUUUGGAACGCUGGUCGCUCAUCUUUUUUUUUUCUUUUCUUUUUUUUUUUUUCUUUUCAAAUAGGAAGGAAGUUGCACAGGACUUGCUUCCUCUGAACUAUUCCUUCAUAAGAACUAUUCCUUCCUAUGAACAAUUAUUUUCUCAUUUCUAUUGUAAAUAGACCUAAACUCCAAAAGAGUGUGAGAAACUUGUUAAUGGUGCAUGAUGGAAACUGCAGACAUGGUUUGGUGGGCACAGUAGCCUUUCACUGGCACUUGGGGACUGUGGAUCUGCCUUAGUAAUGGAAUAAUAGACAAUUCUGCCAACUUCUUAAUUCUACUGAAAGGAAUAUGCGAAUAUUGUAUGAUUGUUUGAUUGCUUUCUGACAGAAUGAUUAGAAUCAAAGAGAGAUUUUUGAAACUAUACGUGUAAAGAUGAUGGUGUAUAAUACGUUUUCAUUAAUACCAAAACGGGUUUUGUACUCCCUCAAAAUGAAUUUCCUUUAGGACAUCCAAAUGACAGUGACUGACUGGAAACUUCAUCCACACACGUAACACACACCCUUUUAAAAUCACUGUUUAUAGGUUUAUUUCCAUAAAGGAUUUUUUGAUGGGUGGGAAUAUUUUUGGCACAUGGUGCCAUUUUUCUCUGACUGUUUCUGCAUACAUUGUCCCUUAAGAUUUAAUUGUGAUAAAAUCUCGAGAUAUAAGCUUAGACCUUGAGAGUAUGGAGGUAGAAUGGCUCUUUAUUGAUAUGCGAGCAGUCUCUUUUUGUUUGCUGUCUGUAGGUGUGUGUGUGUGUGUGUGUGUGUGUGUGUGUGUGUGUGUGUGUGUGAGGAGUGUGCACAGCUCUCUAAAUGACUAGACUAGUGCAGAAAGGAUAUCAGUUAAUGACUUGUCAUUGUUAAUUACACUCAUACAGACCUUUAGCAAGACCUUCAGGACAUGCUUCACCUUUCACCCGUAUUAUACAGCUUUUGAGUUUCCUUAUGUACUUUUGCUCAGCCACAGUGUUUAUUUUAUUUAUUUACUUUUUUCAUCAGCAUGCCAGUGGAAGACAAUGAAUCCUUUAGUUUUCUGUGUCAGUAUAUGGCCAUAGAACAAGGUUUUAUAACGAUUAGGCUGUUCCUUAGUCCACAAAUGUGACUAAUUCACGCAAAUAAUUGCAUUGACCACAUUCAGACCUGAAUUUUUCGUUAAUGUGUCACUGUAAUUCGAUUAUUUCAGGAUAUAUAUCCAGUUUCAGACGGCAUUGCCUUUGCUGUUCUGACUUUUUCCCCGUAACGAUUCCUGUUCUGAUUCAACGCUCUUGUCAGUUUGGCUGACUGUCAUCCAUAACCUGUAAUAUUUGGGCACAAUCUUUUCUCCUUUUGUCCUUGUAAAUAUGUUCUUGUUUUUAUUUAUGUUCUUUGCAGAAUCAAUCCUUUUGGGUUGGUGAUGUGUAAAUGCACUUCAUGCAGUGGAGUGUGUUGAAAUAUUGUGACUUCUUACAAGUCAAAAUUGAAUAAAUAUUCUAUGAACUUUGGUAAAAAAAAAAAAAAAGUUUUGAGCUUUUUUAAGCAUACCGUUUAAACAGUUUAUUUUUUAAAAUCCUGCCUUUCUGGUAAAGAUAAUAGCUUAACUCUGCAUCCAUGACUAAUGUGUACAGACAUUUAUGACUCAAGUGUUAACAGGGAUGUGCCAGAGGAACUGUGACUUUGUUCCUGUAAAGCAAAUGUUUGCAUGGUAUUUUAAUGCAUGGCCAAAAAAAAAAAAAAAAUCCACUAAUACUACUAAAAAUAAAAUUAAGUAAUUAAGUUAUACAGUAUACCCCACAAUAAUGUUUAGUUUACAGCUUUAAUUUCCUGCAGGAUCUGUAAAAGUUACUUAACCAUUUAUUUAAACCAAAUACAAGUAGAAACUGAAUUCCCACAUGACUGUAAACAAUAAAACUUAGGUCUUUAUUGUUAAAACAAUCAAGUUUUUUUAAACUUGGGUUUCUCUGUAACAGCACCUGUACCUCUUUUUGAAUAUGAGCAUCAAGUACAGCUUGUAUGUAUAAAGAAGAAAAGAAAGAUAAGGAAACACAGGAUGGUGCUGUCUUGCUCUCACUAGUCUGAUUGAGUCUUUUCUUAGAGUCUUAGUUUUAAGUAAUAAUCACAACUGCCCAAUGAAAAUCUUACAGCAGAAAUGCAUCCUGCCAAAAUGAAUCACUUGGUUUAAAUACAAAAAAGGCAUCUGUCUGAAUAUUUAAUAGGUCUGUUCUGAUAAAUUUAGUGUCUCUGGUUUGUUUAUUUAAAAUGUUUUAUGAUGGUCUGCUUUAGUCCUUAUACUGAGCCAAAAAGCACAGAAUACACAAGCAAAGCAGAUUCAAUCUCAGUGGUGCUUACAGUAAAUUCAGCUGUAAAUGAGACACAGCUAAUCAAGAAAUGAUUGACAACUGGUCUGUCCAAUUAAAUUUGUCCAGAAAUAAGAGGUGUGUGUGCGCAAAAUGUCUGUGAAAGCACUAUGAAAGCUGACAUUCUGCACUUUAAUCCAUUAGUCACUGAUUCAGUUCAAUGAGCAAAAUGCUGGAAUCCAGAAAACACACUCCAGCAUAUUUUGAGUUUUCAUAUCAAUCAUAUUUGGAGAAAAAUACCACAUCAAAACGACAACUUUCUUCACUUCCAGUUCCAUCAUAUGCCUGUUAAAUUAAGA